Mesorhabditis belari is the source of this 1449-nucleotide messenger RNA. The record is from the annotation of a GenBank genome assembly. Lineage: Eukaryota; Metazoa; Nematoda; Chromadorea; Rhabditida; Rhabditidae.
AUGAGCUCAAAAGCAGAAGAUCCUGCCAAAUCUUUAUACGGGCCCUGUUUACCACAAUGGGGCGAAAACUCGUACUUCCUUGAAGUGAAACCUCGCACUGACUUUGCCACUUUGUUCAUUGAUUGCCCUGAAGGUGAAGAAUUAUUGCAAGAACAGCAAGAUCCAGAGACAUCAAGCAAUUUGUCCGCCGUUGUCCGAGUUGGCGAGCACGGAAUUUGUGUUCAAUAUAGUGACCGAGAACGCCCGCUUUUUGUACACUUGGAGAGAGUCACCAUAAAACCGGAAAGCCUUUCGACUCCAGCAUGGGCAGAUCACUCACGACUUUUUAUGUGCAAAGCCAAAGCCGAUAUUGAAGGGAGACAAUUAGUGGCAAAAUCUUAUUCUCGACUCGCCAAAGAAAUGUGCUCAUUGGGUGAUUUGCAAAAUUUUGCCGAAAGUGCUACUGGAUCCUCGGUGAAGUUGCAAUGUUCUUGCGGAAAUGUCUUUGCCCAAGGAGAUAAAGGAUCACUUGAAAUCGGUCACAUGCCAUCGGAUGAUUGGCUGAAUACUUCUCCUGGGAUCGAUUUCUUCUGUAGAGACACUUGUGGGGCCGCGUGUCAUCCAACUUCACACUCAUGUAAUAAAGAUUUAUCACUUGCUUCACCACAUGAUGAAUGGUUGCCAAAGACGAACAAGAUGGUCAUCUCCUUUGCAUAUACACAUGUUUCAAAUGAUACAAUUAUCGAAAACAGAAUUGGUAUUGAUGGAAGAAAACUGACGUGCAAAGCUUGCAGACAAGAAAUUGGAAUAACGAACAGAACUCGUCCUCAUAUUUUCCAGUUGCACCAUGCGGUGACAAAGUUGAGCAUUGCGGCGCGGUCCUACUUGGAUACAAACUUUUCAACUGUACCUUCCUUCUUUGCUUCCUGCAUUUUAUCGAAAUGCGAGGCUGAGGGAAGUCAAAAGAUAAUGAUCCGUUCUCUAGAUCGAACGCCUUAUGUUUUGUUAUGGCUACUGGAUACAUUUGUGGUUUUUGCUGGAGGCCAUCUGAGUACUGAGACUGCAAUCACAGCGAAGGAAAAUGCAAAGUUGCAAAGAACUCCAAGCAAUACCUCAACCAAUUCAUCUGGCUCCAAAAAUUCUCAGAAAAAAGGCAGAAAAGGCAAACGGCGAACGAGCUCCACUUCAUCUGUAUCUAGUCAAGCAUCAGAUGAUGGGGCUAUUGGACAAAUUGUGGAUAAUCCGUUCCCGGCGCUCAAAAUGCUUUAUAAGGUCUUUGAUCAAAACUCUGCAUCAAGUGACCCACGCGCAACAGGCGAGGACUCUUCUGUCAGUGUUGUUGAUCUUCCUGCUCCAUUUGCAAUCCGUAUAUUAGAGGCAAUUUUAAGAUCUACAUGUUGUUUGCCUCCCGCAUGUCGUUCAGUUGGCCAAUUCUAUGUGGGAUUCUUGCCUUUGGAGGAACGCAUUAUG